GAAACAUGAAGAUGAAGGGAGUUUACAUUUCACUCUUUGUUUUUCUGGUCUCCUUCCAGGCUUUCAACUUGGCAAAUGGGCAAGCGAGAUUAUUUUGGUGCGUACCGAGAGCAGGAGUAGCAGUUGCACAGUUGCAAGCAAAUCUAGAUUAUGCUUGUGGGCAGCCGGACGUUGACUGCGGUCCAAUUCAACCAGGAGGGACUUGUUAUGAACCCAACACAGUUGCCUCCCACGCAGCUUUCGCCAUGAAUCUCUAUUACCAAAUUCAUGGUAAAAAAUCCGAUUGUGAUUUUUCUGGCACUGGUACCUUCACAAACACUGAUCCUAGUUAUGGUGAUUGCAAGUACGUUAAGUCAAUUGGAGGGAAACUAUGAUGUAUCCAAGCUGCUUGUUGAUAUUGAACUUUCCAUCUUUCCCCUUGGUUAUAGAGUACAAGUUCUGUUGUUACUUCUUCACAAGUGAUUUGAGAUUUUGAAAAGACAAUAAUAUUGUAGCUUCAGAAAUAAUUUAUGAACUUAUAU
Molecule: messenger RNA, 521 nt
Organism: Linum trigynum
Lineage: Eukaryota; Viridiplantae; Streptophyta; Magnoliopsida; Malpighiales; Linaceae
Source: the annotation of a GenBank genome assembly